AUGGAUUUGCAUCCCUCGUCUUCGGGCGGGUCGGCAUUAUGCGCCACGCCCUCACGCGCGGGGCUGAAGGCGGUUGAGGAGCUCAGGCAUGAGGACCUGGCCCCGCUGCGCCGCCCGGAGGAUGCCCUUCGAUCGGUGAUCGCCCGCCUGCAAGCCGCCAACGCCGCGAAGAAAAAGGAGCUGGACUGGCGCGACCACUACGACGCGCUGAACGAGGCGCGGCGGCUCGUGGCGCAUCAUGCGGACCUGGUGAAGGGAUGCAGCCGGGAGUUCUGCCUGGCGGCCCUGCCGGCGCUGGAGAUGCUGCGCAGCUCCACCGUGCGCAACGCGAUGGUGCUGUUCCAGGAGAUGGUGCCUGCGCUGGGCCGGGCGAUGGACAAGGUGGUGGAGGACGUGGCGCCGGUGAUGCUGAAGAAGGCAGGGGAGGCAGCCACCGCAGGGUCAGGUCGGGACACGUUCCUGGUGGCAGAGGCCGAUAAGGCACUAUCCAUAUUGAUGAACACUGUCUCCAAUUCCAGGGCCAUCUCCACCUUGCUCGCCAGUGCCAGCCACAAGUCCAUGGGCAUACGCUGCAAGGUGGCGGGAUGCCUGGAAGAAGUCCUUGACCCCGAUAUUGGCAGGGGUCAGGGACCCAGCCAGGCAAAUCUGGAGCGUGUACUUAAGACAGCGGUGGGUUUCACAGAAGAGGGGGCACAGGACACGCGGUCCUAUGGAAAGCGGAUAAUAUGGCAUGUGCGGCAGUGGGUGGGCAGCUCUGCCGGUUUUGAGAAGCUUUUGGCCAAGGUGGGCUCCGAAACAAAGCAGCGGAAAGCACGAGAGGUGCUGCAGGCAAGGAGCAUGCCUCCCCUACCUCAAAGGGCACAUUCUCGUUCCCAGGGUCACCAGUCCAGCAGCAGCCCUGGCAUCACCCCUACCACUCCAUCUCUCAGCCCUCCCUCCAGGACGUCCUCCGGAGGCACUGGCGUGGACAGCGUCUGCAGCCCUCCCUCAACCCCAGAGCCCAGGCUGAAUGGGAAUCUGAGCCCUGUGUCAAGCCCUCCCAGGAGGCAGAAUUCAGGCGCGUCAGUAUCCAAGGGGAGGCCGCCGUCAGCAGACUCUGUGUCAAGCUACCCAGUGGACUCCACCCCCGUUCAGUCCAUCAGGAGAGACACAGGGCCAAGGCGGGAGCCGACGCCUGUGAGGAGGCAGAACUCAAGUGCAUCGGAAUCGACCCCGAGCUCGCCAGCGGCCGACAGCGUGUCAAGCCACCCCUUGAGCGCAAGCCCUGAGCCUCCCCCCAGAAGGGCAGUGGAGCGCAAGCGUGUGCCACCAAAGCCUGUGAGGAGACAGAACUCAGGUGCAUCAGAUGUGAGCUCCAGGAUGGGCAGUGCCCGUGGCUACGCUUCAAGCGCGAGCUCUGAGCAGGCUUCCAGGAGGGGUGCAGAGCGGAGACGGGCGCCGACACCUAUUAGGAGGCAGAACUCGUUUGGUUCAGAUCCUGGAACGAUGCCCAGGACGCCAAAGAGGGCCAGCAGGCCCGGCUAUGCAGGAAGUUUGAGCCCCAAGGGACGCAUGCCAGCCCCUGUCAGGAGACAGGGUUCGGCAGGCCAGGUGCCGAAGCCGAGGCCGCCAACUGUGAUCCCCCGAGAGCCACAGCGGCAGAGGAGCCGCACACCCCCUGUGCGGCCUGGCAGGUGGCAGCAGGAUGAGGGUGCUGCGAAUGGGGAGGCUGUUGGGCUGGAUGGGGCUUUGGAGCUGAUGGUGUCAAAGGACUGGCGGCAGCGGAUGACGGGGCUGAGGGCUGUCGCGGCCGCCGUGGAGACUGUGCCUGGGGAAUCGGACGCUGUGGUUAUCCCGUUGAUGGACACGAUCACACAGAGGCUGAGCGAUGGGAACUCCAAGGUCAUCGUGGUGGCUCUGGAGACACUGAAGACCCUGUUCAGCUGUGCUGCGGAUGAUGUAUCAUUCCACAUGAACAUUCUUGUCCCUGCACUCUCAAACAGCCUGGGGUCCACAAGUGACAAAAUCCGAGCUUGCACUGAAGAGGUUAUCGAUCAGCUCGUGGAAGUGGUGGAUCACAUUCUGCUCAUUCAGAACUUCAGCCACUGUGCGGCAAAUGGCCACCCCAAGGGAAGGGUUCUGCUGUUGGACAAGCUGCAGGGCAUUGUGACCAACGUCUACCCUCGAAAGCCACAACUAGUAAUCAAGCACACCCUUCCCGUGGCGUUCAAGUUGAUGGCGGAGAGCAAGGCCGACGUGAGGGCGGCCAACCUGAAGCUCCUCGUGGCGCUUGCAGAGUUGAUGGGGGACCAGCUGUUUGCCUACGCGGGCGGCAUGUCGCUUCCCAGCAAGAUGCGAUUGAAGGAGAUGAUAAAGAGCCAUGGCGUUGACCUGGAAUCUGGCUCCCAAGACCUUGGCACCGCUCACUGA
Ostreobium quekettii is the source of this 2409-nucleotide messenger RNA. NCBI's taxonomy places the organism in Eukaryota, Viridiplantae, Chlorophyta, Ulvophyceae, Bryopsidales, Ostreobiaceae. The record is from the annotation of a GenBank genome assembly.